AUGGCAAUGCCCAUUGGCAGGCAGAUGUCAAUAAAAAAAAGAAUUUCAGGCCCAGCCCGAAGAUUAGAGCUUGGACUGCGAGUCCUUCAUUCCAUUAUGCUACCUUCUUGCAGUCACCAUCUUCCCUGCUGCAAUUUUGAACCUGCUCUGAGGCAGCUCUUUCUGAGCAUGUCCUCCUUUCAUCCAUGCCAUGUGCAGGAGCACCAUCUACGGCUCAGUGCUGCCACUGUCAGAACUCCAACAUCUUCUCCUGGUGGUAUGCCACACAGGUCUUGGGGACAAAAGCAACGUAGCCCAAGAAUGCCUGGCCCUCUGCCUGCCUUCAGCCCCUCCAACAUCUUCAGCUGCACCAAAGCAGUCCUGGAAACCGUAUGCACCCCAGCCACCAACUCCUCAAAGGAACACCGGCCGUAG
This is a messenger RNA of Pelobates cultripes (western spadefoot toad), 414 nucleotides long. Lineage: Eukaryota; Metazoa; Chordata; Amphibia; Anura; Pelobatidae. The record is from the annotation of a GenBank genome assembly.